Messenger RNA from Orcinus orca (killer whale), 1742 nucleotides. It is a transcript of the gene CACNG4, whose product is annotated as calcium voltage-gated channel auxiliary subunit gamma 4. The transcript is spliced from 4 exons. Gene Ontology annotation, cellular component: voltage-gated calcium channel complex; postsynaptic density membrane; AMPA glutamate receptor complex. Gene Ontology annotation, biological process: neurotransmitter receptor internalization; postsynaptic neurotransmitter receptor diffusion trapping; transmission of nerve impulse. The record is from RefSeq and is a predicted model, not a curated record. Gene Ontology annotation, molecular function: channel regulator activity; voltage-gated calcium channel activity. NCBI's taxonomy places the organism in Eukaryota, Metazoa, Chordata, Mammalia, Artiodactyla, Delphinidae. Bases 74 to 1057 code for a protein of 327 amino acids.
CCCCCGGAGCGGCGCGCGGAGGGAGGAGGGCGGGCGGGCGGGCCGGCGGGCGGCGGAGUAUGAGGCGCCCACCAUGGUGCGAUGCGACCGCGGGCUGCAGAUGCUGCUGACCACGGCCGGAGCCUUCGCCGCCUUCUCGCUCAUGGCCAUCGCCAUCGGCACCGACUACUGGCUCUACUCCAGCGCGUACAUCUGCAACGGCACCAACCUGACCAUGGACGACGGGCCCCCGCCCCGCCGCACCCGCGGCGACCUCACCCACUCGGGGCUGUGGCGGGUGUGCUGCAUCGAAGGGGUCUAUAAAGGGCACUGCUUCCGCAUCAACCACUUCCCAGAGGACAACGGUUACGACCACGACAGCUCCGAGUACCUCCUGCGCCUCGUGCGCGCCUCCAGCGCCUUCCCCAUCCUCAGCGCCGCCCUCCUGCUGCUCGGCGGGCUCUGCCUUGGCGCCGGGAGACUCCACAGCCGCAAGAACAACAUCGUCCUCAGCGCCGGCAUCCUCUUUGUGGCUGCAGGCCUCAGUAACAUCAUCGGCAUCAUCGUCUACAUUUCCAGCAACACGGGAGACCCCAGCGACAAGCGCGACGAAGACAAAAAAAACCAUUACAACUACGGCUGGUCUUUUUACUUCGGAGCCCUGUCUUUCAUUGUGGCUGAGACCGUGGGCGUCCUGGCCGUAAACAUUUACAUUGAGAAAAACAAAGAGUUGAGAUUUAAGACCAAACGGGAGUUCCUUAAGGCUCCCUCCUCAUCACCCUACGCCAGGAUGCCGAGCUACCGGUACCGGCGGCGGCGCUCGCGGUCCAGCUCCAGGUCCACCGAGGCCUCUCCGUCCAGGGACACAUCUCCAGUGGGGCUGAAGAUCGCCGGGGCCAUUCCCAUGGGCGAGCUGUCCAUGUACACGCUGUCCAGGGAGCCCCUCAAGGUGACCACGGCUGCCAGCUACAGCCCCGACCAGGAGGCCGGCUUCCUGCAGGUGCACGACUUCUUCCAGCAGGACCUGAAGGGAGGCGUGCACAUCAGCGUGCUCAACCGGCGGACCACCCCUGUGUGAGCUGCCCCGUCCUCUCGGCACCGGCCUCUCCCCAGAUGGGCGGCUUGGACCCCACAGGGGGCAUCUGACCCUUAAGACAGACCAACAACAGACUGAGGCCAACCCCCACCCUCCCGGGUCUCCAGAAUGGGUCUCGGGCUGGCUUGGAGCGAAGCCCCGGAGACGGGAAUCAGAAGCAAGAAGGCUGAUUUUAUCCCCCAGGAGGGUGUUUGGAUGCCCCGGGGUUCCGAAAUCUCCCAGGAGGCCCCAGAGCUCUCCUGAGGCUGCACAGCCUUGCCCCACCCGGGAAAACAAAAUCGAGCCAUUAUCUCCUCUUGGAAACACAUCUUCCGCCGGAAGAACAGGCUUUCGGGGCCUCCCAUCCCUGCCCGGCUCACCGGGCCCGCAGGGGCCUUCGGAUGCUGGUCAGCUGCUUUUGAACCCAAGGUUCUGGUCUGUGAGCCGCAGGCGAGGAAGCCGAAGUUUGCCCCCUUUCCCUCUGUCUGUCUGGCUCCGGCAGCGGCUGCUUGUUGAGGUAACACCAAUGCUGAGGAGAGAGCCUGUGACCACCUGGUGCUCUGGCCUUUGUGCUGUCCGGGGCCGCUUCCCUCAGCCUGGGGACAUCGAGGCCUGCGGAGGAAUCCGCGGGGUUUGGGGGCGUCUUUGCUGGCCUGGGCGUGAGGUAAAGGCUCCUGCUCUCUGCUUC